Messenger RNA from Beauveria bassiana ARSEF 2860, 498 nucleotides. RefSeq lists its product as uncharacterized. The record is from RefSeq and is a predicted model, not a curated record. Bases 1 to 498 code for a protein of 165 amino acids. NCBI's taxonomy places the organism in Eukaryota, Fungi, Ascomycota, Sordariomycetes, Hypocreales, Cordycipitaceae. The transcript has a single exon.
AUGGGAAACGAUUCGCAUAGGAAAAAAUGCCAAAGCGAAGCACCUCGCCGCUCCCAAUUCUCGAGCCGCCCCAGCGGCGGGAGCUCGUCCGUCAGCUACAGUCGCUCGCCGUAUACCCCGUCGCGCUUGUCCCAAGUAACCAAUGCGGGAGACAUUAGUGAUGUGGACGCCCAGACCGAAGCACUCAGCAACCUGUCCUUUGCGUCAGGGCAGCAGCAGCAGCAAGCUGUCCCAGUCACCAUUGACACGAUUUCUGCAUGGGUGAAACAGGGUGGGAGUCUCGAGGCAUUGGACGACGGAACAAUGGCGAUGCUCCUGUCUCAGUACCUUGGGCUGAAAGGUGAGCGCUCGAGAAGAUGCAGGUACCAAGCGCCCAAGGUGGUUCCUCCGCCGGCGCCCAUCUUGGAAGAGGAGGAGCAAGUAGAGGGCGGCGCUUUGGACAAGCCACCAUCGUCACCAAGUCGACGAAAGGACAGAGGCAAAGACAGAGCCCGAUAG